AUGAAUUUCAAUACACAAGAUAAGAAUAUUCUUAUACGUCGAAUUUUUGCACAUUUUCGUGAUCGCUCAGAGAAAGAUAAACCUUUGUACGAAUACGAAUCAAUACUCAUCGGAAUUAUCAAAUGCAAUACACAAUUUUCGUCAACUGAUGAUGAGAUAAUAAGAAAUGAAAUCAAUGAAAAAUUUUAUUGUCAACUGUUUACGAAAUUAAAACAUAAUGAUCAAACAGUUUAUGAAUUAAAUUCAUGUUAUCAAAUACGUCGUGCUCUAGCCGAAAAGAUAAUAACUGAAGAUGAUUGUGAUACUGGUUGCAAAAUAUGGGAAAAUCAAAAAAAACUUAAUGCAUCACUUUGUCAUAGUAAGAAAAUAUUAAAAUUAUCGAUUGACAGUAUUACCGACUUACCAUUGCCAAAAGCAGUAUGGAAUUAUGACAGCAGUCAAUUUAGUUCUAAUUUGUCAUUUCAAAGUGCCAUUCGUAUUGUCGAUCGUUUUAUUCAUCAUCCGAUUAUGAAAAAAUUAUUCGUUCCAUUUUCGGUGCAAACACCAUUAUAUGAAUAUAAAGAACCAACACAACAACUUCUUGAUGUUGUAACUAAACAAUUGGAAAAGCCUCCCACUAUUGUAGUUCUCACUGAUGCAGCGAUCAAACGACAUGUGGGUUCAAAAGCUUAUGGUAUGUUCAAAUGCGUGAAAAAUGAUCACAAUUCUAACACGAUUUAUUUAAAUUCUAAAUUGGUGGAACAUGCUGAAGAAAAUAUGACAGUCGAACGAACAAAAAAUUUAGCGGUGUUACUUGCCAUUAAAAUAUUGCAUGAAAUGGUUCAUUGGUUAUUCUAUCAUCUUGUUGGCAAGUUACAUGGUAAUAUGGAUACACCAGCAACACCUACUCAACGUGCCGAAAGUGGAAACGGUUUUGAAAUUUUAGUAACUAAUUUUAUUAUGGAACAUGAAGAAGACACCGCAACAUUUCGGGUUAAUCAUUUAAUUGGACAUUCAUAUGAUUUCUUUUUCAAUAUACCAAAUUCAUGGCGUGAUCAGUUGUUAUCUAAUUAUUACUGGACAAAUCAAAUUAUUGACGAAACAGCUUUCUGGAUUCAUCCAGAAAUAUGUGGACUACGAUGUUGGGUACUGAACAAUAACAAAUCUUCAGUAUUUUUCCAAUUAAAAUCGUGUUAUGUGAGUGAAAAUCAAGCAGUAAUUGACGUAGAACCAAUCACAUUCGUAUUAAAUACAACAUCUAGUGAUGAUGAUGAUGAUGAUGAUGAUAGAAAAUGUCGUGUUUUUCACCAGAAAAAUUCUUGUAAAGUAAAAUAA
Molecule: messenger RNA, 1314 nt
Organism: Rotaria sp. Silwood1
Lineage: Eukaryota; Metazoa; Rotifera; Eurotatoria; Philodinida; Philodinidae
Source: the annotation of a GenBank genome assembly